UUACGUGUUUUUAUUGACUACGGCUUGCCUGACUAAAAAGACAGCUAAACUUACUAUUUAACUAACUUUUACAUAACUUAGCUAAGUUGAAGACUUGUGAGUUUUGAGUUGUGAUAGUGUCAAACACAAAAUUUUAAAUUAAUACCGAAUUUCAGUGAUAAAGGUCCCAUAAUGGAUAAUAUAUUGUGAGGAACAGAAACAAAGAAUAGUAAGAAAUGCUUCGUUUCACACUAGCGUUAUUCUUAUUUGGCCUGGUCACCUGUGACCACAGCAAGACCAAUCAAUGGCCAAACCGGUCUACUAUAGUCCACCUGUUCGAGUGGAAGUGGAAGGAUGUGGCGGAAGAGUGCGAGAGGUUCCUCGCUCCUAAGGGUUAUGGUGCUGUCCAGAUAUCACCACCAUCAGAGAACCUAAUAAUAAGGAAUAACGGCAACAGGCCGUGGUACGAGCGGUACCAGGUGAUGUCGUACCAGUUGGUGACCAGGUCGGGAGGUGAGGAGGAGCUCCUGGACAUGACCAGGAGGUGCAACAAAGUGGGAGUCAGGAUCUACGCUGACGUCGUCAUCAACCACAUGACUGGUAACGCUGCCGCCGGCAGUGUGGGUACUGGUGGCAGCACCGCCGACUUCGACCACUACCAUUACCCCGCGGUACCGUACGUCGCUGACAACUUCCACACACCGCAUUGUGAUAUCAACGACUAUCAGAAUGUUUCUGAGGUUAGAAAAUGUCAGCUGGUCUCUCUGAAGGAUUUGAACCAGAGUCAAGAAGUGGUGCGCAACCAUAUCGUGAAGUAUCUCAACCAUCUGAUCAAGCUGGGCGUUACUGGCUUCAGAGUGGACGCGUCCAAGCACAUGGAUCCCCGCGACCUUCGCGAGAUUUACAGUCGUCUGGACAAUAUCACGGAUUUGGGGGUCGGACGACGUCCGUAUGUCUACCAGGAGGUGAUAUAUUACGGCGGGGAGCCCAUCCGGCCUGAUGAGUAUACGCCCCUGGGUGACGUCACUGAGUUUCGGGUUGGCAACGAAUUAAAGAACGUUUUCCGCGGUCACAACGCUAUGAAGUGGUUGCGCAACUGGGGGGAGGAGUGGGGGCUGUCACCCAGUGGAACCGCACUAGCGUUUAUCGACAACCACGACACACAGCGGACUAGUGAUGUACUCACUUAUAAGGAGGCGAGAGCUUAUAAGGCAGCAGUAGCCUUCAUGUUGGCGCACCCAUAUGGCACUCCGCGCGUGAUGAGCAGCUACCACUUCGACAACCAUGAGGCCGGACCGCCCAGUCAGAAUGAAGAAAUACUGUCCCCUACCAUACAUCCGGAUGGCACUUGUGGUAACGGCUGGGUUUGCGAGCACAGAUGGCGUCAGCUCUACCAGAUGGUGGGGUUCAGGAAUGCCGUGGGAUCUGCCCCGGUUUCCCACUGGUGGGACAAUGGGAGCAAGCAGAUUGCUUUCGCGCGGGAGAAUAGAGCCUUCAUUGUCUUUAAUGGCGAAUUGGGCGUGGAUUUGAAUGUUUCUUUGAAGACGAGUCUACCUCAAGGUGUAUAUUGUGACGUCAUAUCCGGGGAAAAUAAAGAUGGCGGAUGUACUGGAAAGACGAUAAGCGUGAAUAAGUACAGUGACGCACACUUCUAUGUACCGAAGGAUGCUGAAGACAUGCACAUUGCUAUUCACGUUGGUGCAGAGUCUAAAUUAUACUAAAGUCCAGAGGCACUGUCUGUAAUGGAACAUGGAUAUUAUUGGAUAUCAUUUACCUGCCAAACAAAAAAAUACUUUAAUAAAAAAUAUAUUGUAUACACCA
This is a messenger RNA of Aricia agestis (brown argus), 1800 nucleotides long. RefSeq names its product alpha-amylase-like. Gene Ontology annotation, molecular function: cation binding; alpha-amylase activity. Gene Ontology annotation, biological process: carbohydrate metabolic process. The coding region runs from base 216 to 1700 and encodes 494 amino acids. Lineage: Eukaryota; Metazoa; Arthropoda; Insecta; Lepidoptera; Lycaenidae. The transcript has 11 exons. The record is from RefSeq and is a predicted model, not a curated record.